Molecule: messenger RNA, 1542 nt
Organism: Clonostachys solani
Lineage: Eukaryota; Fungi; Ascomycota; Sordariomycetes; Hypocreales; Bionectriaceae
Source: the annotation of a GenBank genome assembly
AUGGCCAUAAAGAAACCCAACAUGCUGCGGCAACUAACGCCUCGGCUCCUCCGAAUCUACACCCUUGCAUCGAGAAACCAGUUCGGUGCCAUGGUACGUCGCCUGUCUAUUGAUCUGAGCAACUUUGGCUAUGACAACAACUGGUGGUCUGGAGCCAUAGCGUCCAAAGAGUUCAACGACGACUUUGGCAAGCACAUCAACGGGCCCGAUCAGCCUCGGAAGUUGCCGUCGGAUUGGCUCUCUGCGGCGAGCGGAACCCCUCUUGCUGGCUGGAUCGUAGGCUGCUUCAUUGCCAGCUAUCUCAACAGCGGUCUAGGGAGAAGAAAGACAAUCAUGGUUGUCUGUGCCAUUGGCCUUGUUGGGAUGGUGAUGCAAUGCGCCAUUCCGAGCUACUGGGGUCUGAUGGCCGGGCGCCUCGUCAAUGCCCUCUCCAUGGGCAUCGAGGCAAACACUGUGCCAAUGUACAUGGCAGAACUUGCACCGGCCACGAUCCGCGGCGGACUCGUGAACUUUUACCAGAGCUCGCUCUACGUGGGAGCGAUCCUGGCCACAAUCACCGUGUAUGGCUCGACCAAGAGCUUCGACAACAAAUGGGCCUACCUGACACAGUCACCUCGCUGGCUUCUCCAAAAGGAGAGGAGGGAGGAGGCCCACAAGGCACUGGCAUUCGUACGAGAAGGUUCCUUGAACGAAGAAGCGGUCGCGCUGGAGCUGAGUCUCGUCGAGAUGGCGAUGCAGGAAGAGCAGCAGAACCACCGUGCCACCAGCUACCUCGACUGCUUUAGGGGUUCCAACCUUCACCGCACGUGCAUCGCCAUGGGCGUCCAGUGCUUGCAGCAAGCCCAGGGGAACUCCUUCACCUCCACCUAUCUCGUCAUCUUUCUUCAGCAGGUCGGUAUCGAGGAGCCGCAGUUGAUUGCCAUUGCGUACUACGCGUGCAACCUAGCUGGAUGCAUAUUGGCUUUCUAUCUGUCGGACAAGAUCGGACGACGCCCCAUGAUGAUGGGCGGUGCCCUGCUCCUGGCUGCUCUUAUUUGGAUCACAAGUGGCCUCGCCAGUUGGGCUCCUCUCACACCAGCAGUGGCGAAUGGUUCCAUUGCCGCCAUCAUGCUUUACGGCGCAGUUGCGGCAUCGUGCUGGGGCUCCAUCAUGUGGACAGUUACGGCCGAGGUGGGGACGACACAGCUCCGCGAGCGUACGAUUUCGAUUGCGACCAUGGCCAGUUUUUCGACGAGCCUGUUAGUCACGUACAUAAACCCCUUUAUCCAGAACGAGCCGGGGAACCUGGGCGGACGGGUCGGCAUGAUGUAUGGCGGCAUCUCGAUUCUGGCCUUUAUCUUUGUCUAUCUCGUGGUGCCCGAGAUGAAGGGGCGGAGUUUGGAGGAACUGGACGAGCUCUUUCAUGCAAGGGUGCCUGCUUGGAAGUCGACCCAAUUCCAGGCCACGGGGAUUGGGGCCGAGAUCACCGGUGUUCGGGCAGUCGAAGGAAAGGAUGCAGACACUGUUGAGGCCGUCGAGGGGGCACAUCCUACGAAGGAGUGA